Molecule: messenger RNA, 447 nt
Organism: Podarcis muralis (Common wall lizard)
Lineage: Eukaryota; Metazoa; Chordata; Lepidosauria; Squamata; Lacertidae
Source: RefSeq, a predicted model, not a curated record
AUGCACACAGCCUUGGUGAUCUUAAACCCUUCUUUGGAUACCUCGGAAAGAAAAAAGAAGCGCAAGAAGUGCAAGAAGCGCCGCAAGGAGAGCUACUCCAUCUACGUCUACAAUGUGCUCAAGCAGGUGCACCCAGACACGGGCAUCUCGUCCAAGGCCAUGAGCAUCAUGAACUCCUUCGUCAACGACAUCUUCGAGCGCAUCGCGGCCGAGGCUUCCCGCCUGGUGCACUACAACAAGCGCUCCACCAUCACCUCCCGGAAGGUCCAGACCGCUGUGCGACUCCUGCUGCCCGGAGAGCUCGCCAAGCAUGCCAUCUCGGAGGGCACCAAGGCUGUCACCAAGUACACCAGCUCCAAGUGUGCUGGGCUCCCUUUUUUCGGUUGCCUGGGAAAAUUCUACAGAAACCCAAAGGCUCUUUUAAGAGCCACCCACUUUCUCAUUUGA